AUGAACUCGCUUCCACCAGGUGUCAAGAAAUUGGCGUCUCGACGAAUGACACUACGACGAUGUCGAAGCGAGCCGUCAAAUUUCAUCGCCGACACGAUUAAUAUGACGAGCCGCACCGAACCGGAAUGGAGUGUUCAAGUUGAUUCGGUGUCGCUUCAAUCGUCAUAUUUGGAGUAUCGCAAGAAGCGCGGCGAUCGCCUCCGAAAAAUGCAGCCGACGGCGAGCACGACAUCUUCCUCAUCGAGUUGUCGAGAGCAUAAAUCACGACGAAUGACGCAUGAGGAUGAGAAGAAUGAAACGAAAAAUCAAGAUUUCUCAUUGGAAAUUUGCUCAGACUUAUUCACCGAAAUUUCGCCGAGUCUCGCCAAAAAGGUCAACUACGAGGAGGAAAUUAGAUCGUUCAUCGAAAAAAAUAUGCUAAGCAAUGCAAACAUUUUUGCCGAUCCGUUUGACUCGGAUGACAGACGAAGCCGGACUGAACAGUGGGUUGACUCGACUGAAGAAUCAUUAGUAUCGUCGACGGUUUCAAUGAGCAGCCUUAAACGGUCGACGUUCAAGCAGAAUCUGGACGCUGCCACCGAAGCUCAAAGCGAGAUUGAUCUUAGCGAAAUUGAUAGAUUUUGGGAUUAUCUCUAUGAGGAGAAAAACGUGAGCGCUCAGACAUCGUCGAAGCCAAUUUUGUCGUCGUUGACUUCAUCCGAGGACAUCAGGUCGCUUGAUAAUCGUCCACCGAAGAAUUUGGACACCUCGUCGUCGAUUGUCUCAACGAUUUCGAAAAUGGACGAAAAGGAUCGUGAAAUUGAAGAAUAUUCGACGGAACUCAAAUAUUUUAGUCUUGUUGAGGCGAAAAAUGAAGGGAUUUGCUUGAAAAAUGCGGCUUCUCAAACGUUUGAAUUCGACGAUGAAAAUGGGUCGUCGGAUUGCAAAUUUUUGGCGAGAAAAAAAUCGGAGAAUUUGAGACUUCCAACUCGCUCAAAUCAUCAACUAUUGGGGAUUUUGAAAAUUCUGGUGUCGGAGAGGGAUCGCUCAAAAUAUGCGCUGAACAUUCUGCCAGCGAGAAUUUCGAAUGAACUCAGCGAGGAAUGCAAUUAUUAUCAGACGCGAUAUCGGAUCAAAAUUGAGGAGAACAAAAUUCGAUUGGAUAGGAAAAUUGAAGAGGUUUGGUCUAAAAUUCAAUCGGAGACUUUAAACGAGUCGGCUAGAAUUUUAAAAAACCAACUUCUCAAAUUUGAGGUUCAAAAAUUCUCCAGCGCUCAAUUUCGCAAUGACACCCAAAAAAGGGAAAGGCACAUCGGCAUAUCACCGAUUCGCCUCCAUUCAAAGUCUUCGAAGCUGUCUUCAACUGAAUUGUCUCGUGGAAUGAGAAAGGGCCAAAAUGUGACUGAUAGUGCGGCAAUCAAGGGUGUGGGAGCGGCGGCUGCUGCUCGCCACACCAGUCCUGACACCUGCGCAGGAGGCAACAUCAAGGAUGCACGAGAUUUCCAAUGCUCACUCGCCGAUCUUCGCGGUCUUAUGGAGGCGCGUGGAGCCGAGGCGAUCGUUCGUCUGUCCACUGAACACGAUGGUGUCGAGGGUCUGUGCCAAAAAUUGAAGACCGAUCCGCUCAAGGGUCUCAGCGGCGAGGCGGCGGACCUCGAGAAGCGUCGUCACGUCUAUGGCGCCAACACGAUACCGCCGGCGAAAAGCAAAAGUUUCAUUCGUCUCGUUUUCGACGCGUGCCGCGAUCCGACGCUGAUCAUUCUCGUGCUCUCUGGUUUUGUCAAUCUUGCGCUUUCAUUCUACGAGCCAUCAUCAUCAUCGUCUGACAGCAGCUCCGAUGAUGGUGGCGUCAAUUCGACGAUGGUGGCGAAUGCGACAAUGGCCGCAAUUGCGGCGAUCGCCAACUCGACCGUCCUACCAUUCAUUUCUACUAUUUCUACUACUACUACUGAGGCACCAACUGAGGGACAUGGAACCGCUUGGAUCGAAGGCGUUGCGAUUCUACUUUGCGUCAUCGUCGUCGUGCUGGUCACCGCCAUCAACGACUACUCGAAAGAGCGCCAAUUCCGAAGUCUUCAGGCGAAAAUCGAAACCGGCCAAAAAUUCUCGGUGAUUCGCAACGGCGAGGCGAUCGAUGUUCCCGUGUCGGAUCUCGUCGUCGGCGACAUCGCGCGCGUCAAAUAUGGCGAUUUGCUGCCGGCCGAUGGGUUUUUGAUUCAGAGCAACGAUUUGAAGAUCGAUGAAUCGUCGUUGACUGGCGAAUCGGAUCACAUCAAGAAGAGCGUCGAAUCGGAUCCGGUCCUUUUGUCGGGAACAUACGCGAUGGAGGGUUCCGGAAAAAUGGUUGUGACGGCUGUUGGUGUCAACUCUCAAACUGGAAUUAUAAUGACAUUGCUUGGCGCUGGAAAAGCUGGAGUUGAUGAUGACGAUUCGACAUCAACAUCGUCGAGCAGCUCGUCGUCGUCAUCGUCGUCGGGCGGCUCGUCAAACGCCACUUCUGAUUCGUCGAAAUCAUCGGCUGACGACGAUUUGUCGGCGAAAUCAGUGCUCCAGGCGAAAUUGUCGAAACUUGCCCUACAAAUCAUUUAUUGUGGAACGUCGGUAGCUAUUGUUGCGCUUAUUGUGUUGAUUACCCGCUUCUGCAUAGAACACUAUGUUAUUGGAAAAUAUGAGUUCUCUCUCAUCGACGUGCAGAUGUUUGUGAAAUUCUUCAUCAUCGCCGUCACGAUUCUCGUGAUUUCGAUUCCCGAAGGUCUUCCGUUGGCGAUUGCGCUGGCAUUGACAUAUUCGGUGAAAAAGAUGAUGUACGACAACAAUUUGGUUCGUCAUCUCGAUGCAUGCGAAACGAUGGGAAACGCGACGUCGAUUUGCUCGGACAAAACGGGCACGUUGACGACGAACCGGAUGACCGUCGUUCAGAGUUACAUCAAUGGCAAUCACUAUGCGACCCAGGAUGCCCAACCGCAUGGAUCCGCGUUGCCGGGAAUCACUGGCCCAAUUCUCAUGGAGGCUAUUUCCAUCAACAGCGCCUAUAACUCAAUGAUUGUUGAGCCGACCAAACCGGGAGAGCAAAUGCAACAGCUCGGCAACAAGACGGAAUGCGGAUUGCUUGGAUUCGUCAAUCGACUCGGCGGCGACUACGCGGCGAUUCGAAAGAAGUACCCCGAACACGAUCUUGUUAAGGUGUACACAUUCAAUUCCUCGCGAAAAUGCAUGAUGACGGUAAUCCCAUUGAACGAGAACGGACAAUCCAUCGGUUAUCGUGUGUUCUGUAAAGGAGCGUCCGAAAUUGUGCUCAGCAAAUGCACGUACCUUUUGGGAUCCGGUGGAAAACCGCAUCCGCUCACCAGCGAUCGUUUGAAGGAAAUUACAUCGACUAUAAUCCAUGAGAUGGCGAACAGCGGCUUGAGAACAAUUUGUAUUGCGUAUAAGGAUUACGUGAGAACGAGCGCACGCGAACCGACAAAAACCGAGAUCGCAUUCGGCGAAGAAUCGGAGAUUGAUUGGGACGAUGAGGAGGCGAUGUAUAACAAUUUUGUCGGCAUUGCGAUUUGCGGAAUUCAGGAUCCCGUGCGUCCCGAGGUGCCGGAAGCGAUAUCGAAAUGCAAAAAGGCUGGCAUCACUGUUCGCAUGGUGACCGGAGAUAAUAUAAUGACGGCGCGCGCCAUCGCCACCGAAUGCAAGAUUCUCGAGCCCGGCGAGGAUUUUCUCGCGAUGGAAGGCCACGAGUUCAACGAGCGGAUUCGCGAUGAGAAUGGAAAAGUGUCGCAGGCGAAACUCGACGAGAUUUGGCCGAGACUUCGCGUGUUGGCGAGAGCCCAACCGGCUGACAAAUACACGCUCGUCAAGGGCAUCAUUGACUCGAAGGCGACGCCGCAACGCGAAAUUGUCGCCGUGACUGGCGACGGUACAAACGAUGGUCCGGCUCUUAAGAAGGCCGACGUUGGAUUUGCGAUGGGAAUUGCUGGAACUGACGUCGCCAAAGAAGCGUCGGAUAUUAUUUUGACGGAUGACAACUUCACGUCAAUUGUGAAAGCGGUGAUGUGGGGAAGAAACGUCUACGAUUCGAUAUCGAAAUUCUUGCAAUUCCAAUUGACCGUCAACGUCGUCGCUGUGAUCACGGCGUUCAUCGGCGCGGUCACCGUGUCGGAUUCGCCGCUCAAAGCGGUCCACAUGCUUUGGAUCAAUUUGAUUAUGGACACACUUGCGUCGUUGGCGUUGGCCACCGAAGCUCCAACCGAUGAUUUGCUCAAUAGAAAACCGUAUGGAAGAAAGAAGUCGCUCAUCUCGCGAACAAUGGUCAAAAACAUAUUGUGCCACGCGUUGUACCAGCUCGUCAUCAUUUUCGUCAUCUUCUUCUACGGACCCCAAAUGUUCGGCAUUCAGAGCGGUUUGUACGCGCCGCUUUUCGCGCCGCCGUCGCAACAUUUCACCAUUGUGUUCAACGCGUUUGUAAUGAUGACCGUGUUCAAUGAGAUCAACGCGCGAAAAGUUCACGGCGAACGCAAUGUGUUCACGGGAUUGCUUCAAAAUCGUGUGUUCUGCGUGAUUUGGAUUACGACGUUCAUCGCUCAGAUUUUCAUUAUUCAAUUUGGUGGAGCUUGGUUCUCGACUCAUCCUCUCACGAUUCCACAGUGGAUCGUCUGCAUUGCCCUCGGCGUGUCGACGCUUCUCUGGGGACAAGUGGUCGCAACGAUUCCAUCGAAAAAAUUGCCAAAGACGUGGAAGGUCGGCAAAGGCGAAGUCGAGCCGGCGAAAUUGCACAUCAACGGCGAUUAUAAUGUGCGCGCGAGAUCGCGAGCAUUGACGAUGCGACGAAGCGGAAAGACGCUCUGGAUGCGCGGAAUGUUCCUCAUCGGAAAUCAUCUUCGUGUUCUUCGCGCAUUCCAAAUGGAUAAGAAUGAGAAGGCCAUGUUCGGACGAACGGCGCCGGCGAUGACAGCGGAAGCGGCCGAGAGAUGGCGUGCCAGUUAUCGAAGAUAUCGCCAUCAGAAGCACCAGGAGAAGCGCGCUGCCGCUGAAACUGCCGAAAGUGUGAAAUCGGCCGAUUGGGCGAAAGAGCAGAAGGAGAAGAAGAAGACGUUCAGACAGAUCAAGCAGGUGGCUCGCGGGAAGAGUGUCGACAAGGAGAACAAAAAGCAUCAUCAUCACAAAAAACGAAGCGAGACCGCCGUUGAGAUGGACGACAUCGAAUUGAAUUGA
Molecule: messenger RNA, 5181 nt
Organism: Caenorhabditis bovis
Lineage: Eukaryota; Metazoa; Nematoda; Chromadorea; Rhabditida; Rhabditidae
Source: the annotation of a GenBank genome assembly